Messenger RNA from Phytophthora sojae, 924 nucleotides. RefSeq lists its product as hypothetical. Bases 1 to 924 code for a protein of 307 amino acids. Gene Ontology annotation, molecular function: nucleic acid binding. The transcript has a single exon. NCBI's taxonomy places the organism in Eukaryota, Oomycota, Peronosporomycetes, Peronosporales, Peronosporaceae. The record is from RefSeq and is a predicted model, not a curated record.
AUGUGGAAUGAUGACCUGCUUCUCGCUCAUGCCGAGGCUGUCAUCGGUUCGCGCAAGGAAACACAGCUCUAUCGUGGGCCGGUGCAUUACCUGAUCGACUCCUACGGCUGCCACGUCAAGCUGGCAGACUCCAAGCGACUGGAGCGCUACAACAUUUUUGUCGUGCUGGUCCCACCCAACCUCACCAACAUGCUGCAGCCACUUGAUGUUGCUGUUAACCGCAGCUAUCAAGAAUACUACCGCUCAAAGUAUGACGCGUAUAUCAGCGAAGCUCUCCGUGACCCCAUGCUGCAGACGAAAGCUGGAAACCCAAAGGUCCCGCGAUACGACGCGGUGGCGCGGUGGACCCUUGAUUGGGUUGCCUCGAAGGACCCCGCGGAGGUGAAGAAGGCGUUCGGCCUGUGUGGAAUAGUGGCGAAGGAACGCUUCAGCAUGGAUCGGCUGCACGCUCCACUGAAAGCCAUACUCAGCUCCGACUUCAACAUGCAUGCAUGGCACACAGCCUACCAGCACCUGGUGAACGACGACUCAGAGCGUGAGCUGGUACGUGUGUUUGCCCCGGACUGGUACAUUCCAGACAACGAGAGGAGGAGUCUGUUCUGCUGGCUGUCUUUCAGUCUCGAUAUGUCCGUGCCCGAGUACGCCGAAGCGCUUACGACCUACAUGGCUACCCUCGUGGACUUGACCGGACUGCUGGACGACGAGUACCUGGUCUCUGUAAGGAAAGGACUGAUGGCCCCGGGUGAGCUCGAGAUCUACGCGGCGUCGAAAAUGCACGGGUGGAACAUCACCCUCAAGACUGUUGACGAAGGCAGCCGCCUCACCUCCAGCUUUGUCUAUGCUGCGGAGAACGCUACUAAGGAUGUUGUGCUUGUGCGCGGCGAUGGGUAUUUCGCUGUUGAGAUUGACGGAUACCUGUUGUAG